ACUCUUUUCUCGAUCAAGAAUUCUUUGUGAAAUUGUGUUGGGUGAUUGUUUGCCGGCCGCUUGUGGGUGUUCACAGAACAAAAAAACUUUAUUCAAUUUAAUGGUGUUUUGUACUUAGUGUCGUUGCUAUCAUUGUCAGCCAGUGUGUAUGUGGAAAUUCGAUUUCGACAUGUUACAAACAUUUCCUGUAUGAAUGUGGCGAGCGGCAGAGGAGCAAGUACAGAAUCCGAUUAAGCUUUUAUUGCUUUCUAUUACUUGCGGUACACGAUCAAUUAGUGGCGAGCAUUAGUAACGCGCAUCACACACUAUUUCCCGGUGUAUUUGCAUACCCGAUCUUCGGUCAUCGGCUUCCUUAAUUAGUGACUAAUUGCUAAAUUCUAUACGAAAUUGACUUGUUAUCGGUGUACGGACUCCAAACUAUACAUUUUAGUUUUAUUUAGUGAGUGAGCGAGUUCGAGUAAAAUUGCAUUCAGGUACUAAUUACGACACCAGGUGUUUUCGCGAAUCACCAAGUUUCACGAUCGCACUGAGGAAAGUGAUAAAACAGUUUUACCUGUGUGGAAUGAGGCGCGAACAAAAGCUGCGUCCACGAUAAUUCAAACAAUGGAACAGUUCCUUAUGCGAUCGCGAACAUUAUAGGCGACAAAGUGAGUGAUUUCUUGUCAGUGGUGCUCCUGGAAGGCAGUGGUCAGUGCUCAGCGGUUUAUAUGAUACCGGAUCAGACGAAGAGACGACAAAGAUACUUCCAAUAUGUCGAACAGUGCAUACAGUAUGGAGGCGCAAGUUAAAGUGGAGGACCUCCCAAUGACAUUUAAGGUCAAAUACAUCGGAAGCGAAGUUGGACGUGGCUUAUGGGGAAUCAAGUAUACAAGAAGACCAGUAGAUUCCUUAGUUGAAGCAGCGAAAAAUCUACCACCAAACAAAGUGUUACCUUUCUGCGAAUUGACCGUUACAUUGGACGGAGUGAAUAUUGAAAUAGUAAUGCCAAAGACAGACACCCGAUCUUGGAGCUACCCCAUCGAUACGAUCUCUUACGGCGUUCAAGAUCUCGUGUAUACCCGCGUAUUUGCAAUGAUCGUCGUCAAGGACGAUAAUCGCAAUCCUUUCGAAGUGCAUGCAUUCGCCUGUGAUAACCGAGCAACAACCAGGAAGUUAACAUUUGCCUUAGCUGCAGCUUUCCAGGAUUAUUCCCGACGGGUUAAGGAAGAUGCCGAACGAAAUAACACUAUUGCACCGAUACAAAAGAAGUUUGCUAUUGACCUUCGUGAUCCCGAAGAAAUGCAGGGGGAAGAAGAGGAGGAAACCGAAGCAUAGCUUCAAUACAAUAUCCGUUUGAAAGAUUCGAAAGGACUCCUUGAGAAUUCAUAUUUUAAUGUGUAGAUAUUUAAGUUCGCCCAUACAGCAUCAUUCCAAAUAGAAACGUCGCAAAAUAUGCCUUUUAUCCUUUUGUAUAUAAGUAUUAGUGUUGCGAUGAGUUUUUCUCUGCGAUUUGACUACCGUUAUGGUUCUAUGCAGUUUCAUAAUAAUUUAGUGGAAUUUUAUUUGAUUGUUUGUGUUUGAUCUUACAAAAUGCAAUUUGUGUGAUAUACUAGUCUUACGGACUCCAUGAGAUAGUAAUGAUAUUCGUUUUAUCUCUGCUAGCAUUCAGGACACUUUGAAAACGAUAUAUGAAUACUUUAUAAGAUUUGUGUGGAACAUGAAACCAGUUUGUAAAUAUAUAGAAUAAUAACGUUGCACAGUGAAAGCAUA
This is a messenger RNA of Hermetia illucens (black soldier fly), 1749 nucleotides long. RefSeq lists its product as uncharacterized. The record is from RefSeq and is a predicted model, not a curated record. The transcript is spliced from 3 exons. NCBI's taxonomy places the organism in Eukaryota, Metazoa, Arthropoda, Insecta, Diptera, Stratiomyidae. The coding region runs from base 751 to 1314 and encodes 187 amino acids.